Molecule: messenger RNA, 1088 nt
Organism: Prinia subflava (tawny-flanked prinia)
Lineage: Eukaryota; Metazoa; Chordata; Aves; Passeriformes; Cisticolidae
Gene: METTL26
Product: methyltransferase like 26
Exons: 6
Coding region: 82-696 (204 amino acids)
Source: RefSeq, a predicted model, not a curated record
GCCCGCGGCGCGGGGCGGGCCCGGCGCUGCCGGGAGCUGUAGUUCUCUCCUCGGCCCGGCCCGACCCGGCCCGGCCCGGCCAUGCAGGUCCCGGCGGCCGCGGAGCGCAACAAGGAUCCGAUCCUGGCGGUGCUGCGGGAGUACGCGGGGCGCGGCGCGGGCGCGCUGCGGGUGCUGGAGGUGGGCGCGGGCGCGGGGCUCCACGCCGCGCACUUCGCGCGGGCGCUGCCGCAGGCGCGCUGGCAGCCCUCGGACAUCGACCCCCAGGCGCUGCGCAGCAUCGCUGCCUACGUGGAGGCCACAGGGGUGCCCAACCUGUUGCCCCCCAUCCAGCUGGACGUGUCACAGGGCUGGGAGACUUGGGGGGGCAUCCAGCCCGCCACCCUCGACCUCCUCGUCAGCAUCAACAUGAUGCACAUCGCAGAGCUGCGGUGCACCGAGGGCCUGUUCAAGGGUGCCGGGGUGCUGCUGAAGCCCGGAGGUGUGCUCUUCACUUAUGGGCCCUACGCUGUGGACGGCCAGAUCAGCCCCCAGAGCAACGUGGACUUUGACCGCAGCCUGAGGCAGAGCAAUCCUGCCUGGGGGCUGCGGGACACGGCGCUGCUGCGGGAGCUGGCCAAGGCCAAUGGGCUGUGCCUGGAGAGGAUGGUGGACAUGCCGGCCAACAACAAGAGCCUGAUCUUCCGCAAGCUGUAACGUGCCCUGAGAGCACUUCCAGCCUCUCCCGGCGCUGCUGUCUCCACUGAUGCCUCCUGCAGGGGUGUCACUGUCCCACCAUGGCUGCCACUGGGGCUGGGGACAGCAGUGAUGGGACAGAGCCCCACUCUCUCCAGCUGGGGCUGACUUGGCUGGGGGGUUCCAUCUCCCCUGGUGCCUUUGUGGCUUCCUUUGCAGUGGGGUGCCCCAGCCUGGGCCACAGGAGCCAGCACAGCUGCCACGGGGGGCACGGUGUGGGGGAGGGGACACAACACCCUGGGCAUGGGGGAGGCUCCUUGCUCCAUUUCCUCAGAGGAUGCUUUGCUGACAGUGCCCCCCUUCCCCCCAUUGUACUGCUGCCCCCCCAAUAAACUCUGUGGUUUUGCCCUUCA